ACAUCAGGUACCAUUACAAGAAAAACAAAUUGUUGUAGAGUAAAAUAGUUAAGAAAUUUUAUAUUAUUCUAUAAUGGAAUCUGAAGAGCAUAAAACGGCAGGAAAAACCGGUCCAAUUAUUAAGACCGCCACAGAUUUGCAAAGAUUGAAGCUGGAAAAAUUAAUGAUGAAUCCGAACAAACCAGUUAUACUGCCCGCGUCUCACAAAGAAAAGGAUUAUAAUCAAACUGUACCGAAUUUUGUGCGUAAUGUCAUGGGUUCUAGUGCUGGUGCGGGCUCUGGCGAAUUUCAUGUUUAUCGUCAUUUGCGAAGGAAAGAAUAUUCUCGACAAAAGAAUAUACAGGCAAUGAGUAUUAAAGAGCAGCAAGACCUCGAUUUCCAAACAAAACUUGAAGAAAAUAGGCGGAUAGCAGAGGAAAAGACUGCAAAAAAAAGAUUGAAACGCUUGAAAAAGAAAGAACGAAUAAAAAAAAAUCGUAAUGUAAAGAAGAACUCUGAAGAUGAAAAUGUUCAAGAUGAGGACAACUAAAUUAAAUUAUUAAAUAUUAUCAAGA
Molecule: messenger RNA, 554 nt
Organism: Anastrepha obliqua
Lineage: Eukaryota; Metazoa; Arthropoda; Insecta; Diptera; Tephritidae
Product: PRKR-interacting protein 1 homolog
Exons: 2
Coding region: 74-529 (151 amino acids)
Biological process (GO): negative regulation of protein kinase activity
Cellular component (GO): nucleolus
Molecular function (GO): protein kinase inhibitor activity; protein kinase binding; double-stranded RNA binding
Source: RefSeq, a predicted model, not a curated record